This is a messenger RNA of Folsomia candida, 1500 nucleotides long. Its product is annotated as protein disulfide isomerase Creld1. Lineage: Eukaryota; Metazoa; Arthropoda; Collembola; Entomobryomorpha; Isotomidae. Gene Ontology annotation, molecular function: calcium ion binding. The transcript has 7 exons. The record is from RefSeq and is a predicted model, not a curated record. Bases 317 to 1348 code for a protein of 343 amino acids.
GAUUUGCUGAAUCUGUGACUGUCUGCCAACCAACGGGUCUAACAUUUAUCCUUUACUUAUUUAAUUUAACUCGUUUAACACACAGUUGUCUACGCAUAUUAACAAAAAUUAACUGUCGGCUCAGCAGUAUUAAGUAGUGAUUAAUUCGUACCCAAGAUCUCAGUUCCAUAUUGUCAAUUGUGUGUCAAACCAAUUGAUUGAAAUUAAUUUUUUUACCGUCAAUUAAUGCUAGUUGUACGAUGUUGUUUAGUUGACGUGAGACGUGCUAUUAGACGUAAAUAAUAGUUUGGUCCGAUGUAAUUAAUAACAACAAGAAAUGGUGGACAUGAUACAAAUGAGGGUUGUUGCGGUGCUACUUUUGCUAAUGCUGGGUUUGGCGACAGCCGGUCUGCCUGGGAGUGGAUCAGACCCCAAAUCUAGUCGGCGACUCGCCCCCUGUCAAAUCUGUCGGGUGCUGGUCACCUCUUUUAACACAGGGAUUGAACGGACAGCGAAAGGUCACUACACAGGUGGCGAUUCAGCUUGGGAAGAGGAAAACAAAAAAACUUAUAAAAAUUCCGAACUUCGAUUGACAGAAAUCCAAGAAAUGCUCUGUUCCGAAGUUUCUGUGGGCAAAGAUCACUGUCACGAGUUCCACAUAAAUAACGAAGACCUUCUGGAACAAUGGUGGGAGGAAGUGUAUCGCUUUGCCGGAGAAGACCUAGAUAGUUGGCUGUGCAUUAAUCAACUCAAAGUAUGCUGCAAAGAUAAUCAUUUUGGGGCCGAGUGCCUUCCCUGCCCCGGAUAUCCGGACAGUGUGUGCUCAGGUCACGGCAAGUGCAAGGGCAACGGGACAAGAAAAGGGAGCGGACAGUGCAGUUGCGAAACGGGGUAUGCUGGAGAACUGUGCGAAACUUGUGCACCAUUAUUUUUUCAAGGUCAAAAUGACGGUGAACCGAUUUCUUGUUCAGCUUGCCACAAGGCAUGCAAAGGGGGGUGUAAGGGGUCAGGGGCUAAAAGUUGUGAAUCUUGUAAGGAAGGCUGGGAAUUUGAUGAACAACUAGAAUGCAUUGAUGUUAACGAAUGCCUUUCGGAACAAAGAAAGUGUAAAAACACAGAAUUUUGUCAAAACAUGGAAGGGUCGUAUUCCUGUCUUGCAUGUGAUUUCGCUUGCAAUGGGUGUUUUGGAGAUGGUCCGGAUAUGUGCGAAACUUGUGCAGAAGGCUACACCAGACAGGGCAAGAUUUGCAAGGGUGGACAAUUCGAUUGUAGAACGUCAAAGCCAAAUGAAUACCACGCGUUACUUGACCUACUGCGGCCUGGCCAUUGUUUCCCUCAUCGUGCUCCAAAAAAAUGCAGCCCUGGCUAGCGUUAUCGGUGUAUCGUUCGGAGUUUACAUUGCUAUCACAGAAUAUUUGCUCACUGGAUGACCUCAUGGGAUUAAUUGGUUUUUAUAAACUUUUAUGACUAUAACCAAGUAGUGGUAAAAAAAUAAAAGUAAAAAAAUGUAUAUCUAACACA